UCAGGUUCAGUUUUUUGUGGAGCAUUGGGUUAUUUCAUUGUUGACUUCUGGGUCUUGUCUGUUUUUUUCUUUCUUGGAAGAUGGGGUUGGUUGAAUCACGUUUCAUUAGUUGAUGAUAUAUAGCGCAAUUUGCGUGAUUGCUCUUCAUUUAUUUAUAAUUUUUUCUGCAACUCUUGAGAUACUGGAAGUUGGAACCACUCUGGUUAGUUUCUGAUUUACAGUAGUAUAUUAUUUACUAAAACCUAUUUAGAUGUCAAAAUCUUACCGUGGAAACUACGUAGUUUUGAUGACAUGAAACCAAACAUCCUACAAUAUAUUACCUCGUCGUCAAGUUUAUGGUCUUGUGGCUAAAUUACUUGUUGGCUGGUGAAUUUGAACUCAAUUUCCAAACGAUUGUUGCUUCAAAUCAUCUGUGAGCAUGUUUCGCCUCUGGAGCAGUUCCCAUCACCAAGACAAUGAUCCCUUGCAGCAUGAAGUGAAGAUCAAUGAGCUGAAGGCUGCAAUUGGACCGCUAUCCGGGCGUAGUUUACAGUUCUGCACUGAUGCGUGCUUCAGGAGAUAUUUGGAGGCACGGAAUUGGAACGUAGACAAAGCCAAGAAAAUGUUGGAAGAAACACUUAAUUGGAGAUCAACCUACAAGCCUGAGGAAAUCUGCUGGCGCGAAGUUGCAAAUGAGGGUGAGACUGGAAAAGUUUACAGAGCAAGUUUUCGUGAUCGUAGCGGGAGGACUGUUCUUAUACUGAGACCAGGAAUGCAGAACACGGUAUCAAUAGACAAUCAAAUGCGUCAUCUAGUCUAUCUCAUAGAGAAUGCUGUCUUCAACCUUCCUGAGGGCCAAGAACAGAUGGCGUGGUUGAUAGACUUCACCGGGUGGACGCUAAGUACUACCGUGCCUGUCAAAUCUGCACGAGACACCAUCAAUAUUUUACAGAACCACUACCCUGAGAGAUUAGCCGUAGCAUUUCUCUACAACCCCCCGCGGAUUUUUGAAGCAUUUUGGAAGAUUGUCAAGUACUUCUUGGACAACAAGACAUUCCACAAGGUCAAGUUUGUUUACCCCAAGAAUAAAGACAGCGUGGAGCUUAUGAAGCAAUAUUUUGAUGAGAAAAAUCUCCCUACUGAGUUUGGAGGGCAUGCCAUACUAAACUAUGACCAUGAGGAGUUCUCGAAAUUAAUGACUCAAGAUGAUGUGAGAUCAGCUGCCUUUUGGGGUCGCGAUGACAAGCUACCACAUUAUGGUAACGGGCAUUCUGGAGCCGAGGUGGCUCCUGAACCGGUGUGCCUUGCACCGGUAGCCAGCUGAAUCAUCACCGGAAACCUCCAUAGCAGGAGCUCAUAAGUAUAUGAGAAUAAGUGAGAUGGACUAACUGGGUGAGCUGGUAAGCUAACAUGAGCUUAGAGCCUGCAAGCAACAAUCCGGCAGGAAUUGUAUUAGUUCCUUGGGGACCUUUUCUCUUGCAGGAGAGGUAUCUGAGUGCCGUGGCGAGAGACUACAUUACAACUAGACAUAUUUAGUUACUACAUUACCAUUUAAAAAACGAAGUAGCGAUCUGAUUUUAUUUUAUUAUAUUCUAUGGAUACUGUUCCUUAUCUGAUAUAUCCGUUUCAAGUCCUAUGCCAAAGUGACAGGAUCAUUUGACUUCCAACUGAGAAAUUAAAUCAGAUCUUGAAAUACACUUUUAUGUC
Molecule: messenger RNA, 1686 nt
Organism: Prunus persica (peach)
Lineage: Eukaryota; Viridiplantae; Streptophyta; Magnoliopsida; Rosales; Rosaceae
Product: random slug protein 5
Exons: 6
Coding region: 419-1303 (294 amino acids)
Molecular function (GO): phosphatidylinositol transfer activity
Source: RefSeq, a predicted model, not a curated record